GUGUGUUUCUAGUUGGUGGCGAACAUCAAAACGAUGAGAGAGCGAACGUCCUCGACCGCCAGUGUCACCGUCUGCCAGGGACAAAGACCUGAGGAGACUGUGCGAGACAGAGACAAGGCGGAGAGAAAGAGGAAGGCGGAGAUGGCCCGUCUGCGGAGGGAGAAGAUCAUGGCUCAGAUGUCAGAGAUGCAGAAACACUUCAUCAACGAGAACAAGGAGCUGUUCCAGCAGAGCCUGGAGGAGCUUGAGGCGUCCACAUCCACGUCCGCCGCCAGUCCUCCUGGUGCAGGCGCCGGCAGCGCAAGCCAGGUGUGCGUCGGGCCGAGCCGUGUGGCUGGAGCCGAGCGCCGGCAGCUGGUCACCUGCAUACUGUGUCAGGAAGAGCAGGAGGUUAGAGGUCAAGGCAGAGCAAUGGUGCUGGCAGCCUUUGUCCAGAGGUCCACCGUGCUGUCCAAAAAUCGCCGGAGACCCCUCCCGGACCCAGGUGGGCAAAGCCUCCCUCAGACAUCGUCAGAAUCAGUUAGAAACAAGCUGUAG
Etheostoma cragini (Arkansas darter) is the source of this 537-nucleotide messenger RNA. Its product is annotated as E3 ubiquitin-protein ligase UBR2-like. The coding region runs from base 34 to 537 and encodes 167 amino acids. NCBI's taxonomy places the organism in Eukaryota, Metazoa, Chordata, Actinopteri, Perciformes, Percidae. Gene Ontology annotation, biological process: ubiquitin-dependent protein catabolic process via the N-end rule pathway. The transcript is spliced from 3 exons. Gene Ontology annotation, cellular component: ubiquitin ligase complex; cytoplasm. The record is from RefSeq and is a predicted model, not a curated record. Gene Ontology annotation, molecular function: ubiquitin protein ligase activity.